GUUAUUGAAUUUUCUCGCAGAACAUUUGGCCUUAAAUGUUUCAAUAGAAACUGUCAUAAGCUAAUAACAAGUUCUAUAACGAUAGUUUUGUUGUCUAAAAAUACAACAAAAUUAUCUCAGUUUUUCUAUUAGGGGCGGGUGGGGUAAAACAAACAUUUUAUUAUUUAAACUGGUAUCCUAGGAAUGAACACUAGUCAAUGACUGUUUCGGACUACAGAACACCUAUACAAAGGCAAAAAUAUGUUGUUGCAGAUAUUCAAAUUCUGCAGAUCAAAGUGUCAUGCAGCGUUCAAGAAGAAGAAGAACCCAAGAAAGACCAAAUGGACAAAAGCAUACAGAAAAACCGUCGGCAAAGAAUUGGCAGUGGAUCCCGCUUUCGAGUUCGAGAAACGUAGAAAUAUUCCAGUUAAAUACAACCGAGAGUUGUGGAGCAAGACGGUAGAGGCCAUGAAGAAGGUCGAGGGCAUAAGGCAGAAGCGAUCCAACACUCAUAUCAUGCAGAGAUUGAGGAAGGGUCGUGUGCUGGAGCAGGAGAAGGACGUCAAGGAGGUGGAGAGAAAUCUUUCUCUCAUCAGAUCACCAGCUGCUGGCUUGAAGGAGAGGAAGAAGAUGGAGGAGGCAGCCCAGGAUGACGAGAAGAUGGAGGAGUCCGAUGAGGAAAUGGAGGCGGAGGAAAUUGCCAUUGAGAAUUAAUUUAUUCGAUCUUGAUACUAUAACGAUUCACCAUCAAUAGAUAAUUCUCAUAUUAUUGUUGUCUGUGGGUUUAGCGAUUGGAUCGGUGGAAUCCCGGAUGCUCUGAGUUUUUUUUGUAAAUAAACGACUGUUCAAUUUUUAAA
This is a messenger RNA of Diachasmimorpha longicaudata, 836 nucleotides long. It is a transcript of the gene RpL24-like, whose product is annotated as probable ribosome biogenesis protein RLP24. Bases 241 to 693 code for a protein of 150 amino acids. The record is from RefSeq and is a predicted model, not a curated record. Gene Ontology annotation, biological process: ribosomal large subunit biogenesis. The transcript is spliced from 2 exons. Lineage: Eukaryota; Metazoa; Arthropoda; Insecta; Hymenoptera; Braconidae. Gene Ontology annotation, cellular component: nucleolus.